Manis pentadactyla (Chinese pangolin) is the source of this 2252-nucleotide messenger RNA. It is a transcript of the gene B3GALT9, whose product is annotated as beta-1,3-galactosyltransferase 9. Gene Ontology annotation, molecular function: hexosyltransferase activity. The record is from RefSeq and is a predicted model, not a curated record. Gene Ontology annotation, cellular component: membrane. Lineage: Eukaryota; Metazoa; Chordata; Mammalia; Pholidota; Manidae.
AUGCAGGUGACAUUCUGCAGACUUCGGACCCACCAGUGCUGUUUCAUUCUGUCUAAUGUCAUCCUAUUUCAUGCCUUGCUUUUUGGGGCUGAUUUUGUGGAAGAAUACUUUCUGCAUGCUUUGCCUUAUGUAGAUAUGAAAGUUCUUGAAAUUAAGGAUCAGGCAAGAAAAUUGAACAUGGAGCCUCUGAGAAGUAAUAUUUCCAAAUAUUAUAUCUUGAGCCAGUCAGAGAUAUGUAAAGGGAAGGAUAUCUUUUUGCUCUCUCUGAUCUUCAGUAGCCCAGGAAAUGGAACAAGGCGUGACCUCAUCAGGAAAACCUGGGGUAACGUGACCAGUGUAUGAGGGCAUCACCUUCUCACACUGUUUACAUUGGGAAUGCCUGUUUUGGUAACUACCCAGCAAGAGAUAGAAGAGUCCCAAAAGAAUAACAAUAUAAUUCAAGGAAUCUUCUUGGACAGUGCUAAGAACCAAAUCUUGAAGAUCACAGUGCGAAUGCAGUGGCCUGUGACCUUCUGCCCUAAUGCCCUGUUCAUUCUCAAAGUUGAUGAUGAGAUGUUGGUCAAUCUACCAAGCUUGGUAGACUAUCUUCUCAAUCUGAAAGAACAUCUUGAAGGUAUCUACGUAGGAAGAGUUAUCCAGCAGGAUACACCCAACAGAGAUCCUAAUAGUCAAGAAUUUGUACCUUUUAGUGAGUACCCAGAAAAGUACUACCCAGAUUACUGCAGGGGUGAGGCCUUUGUUAUGUCCCAAGAUGUGGCUCGGAUGAUGUAUGUGGUUUUUAAAGAAGUACCUAUUAUGGUGCCUGCUGAUGUGUUUGUAGGAAUUUGUGCCAAGUCCAUUGGCCCUAUACCAAUCCACAGUUCAAGGUUUUCUGGAAAAAGGCAUAUCAGAUACAACAGAUGUUGCUGUAAGUUCAUUUUCACAUCCUCAGAAACUAUAGGUGCUGAAAUGCCUCUGGCAUGGAAAAAAAUUAACAGUUGGAAAGAAUGUACACUCUUUGAGACUUAUUAUGGGCUCAUUUCCUGCAAACUUCUGACAUACCUUGACAGCUUUAAACUUUUUCACAUGAGUGCCACAAAAAACAAUGUCAUGUAUUUUGGUGAUUAGGAUUUCUUUUAAAAAUAAUAUGGUCUUUUAAAAUUUCCUCUUACCUUAUAGAAAGUGUCCCUUCUUCCUCAUGUUUUAUGUAGUUUCUCUGAAUCUUUAUUAUCCUUAGCAAGUUGCAAAAUGUUCUUAGUGCUCUGAUGGACUACAUCACAUCAAGAUCUCAUUUUAUGAAAUUUGAGUUGGUCUAGCCUGAUUCUUUUCAAAAUGAAACCUUUCAUCCAGAAAAAAAGAGAACAUAAUUGAAUUAUAACCCAAAGUCCUGUUUCUCUUUGCAAAUGGUGAAUCUUUAAAAACCACAUGCUAUGGAACUGUUGUGAUAGAAUGGUGACUGAUUUUUGAGAAUGCUCAGAAUUAAAGGGAAACACUAAAUAAGCAAUUUGCUAAAAAGAAGGUUCAUUUUGUCUGCAAGCAGGGAACACUAACCUGGGUGGCAGAACUACAUUUAAUUCAGAAGUAUUAGCUACUUGGCAUAUAUUAAUUUGAACCUUACUAGUGUAAACACAUGGAUCUCUUAAUUUUUUUGUAAAAAUAUUUUCAUCAAGUCUUUAUUAGGCAGUGCUUCAGAGAUGGGAGGCAACAAAUUCACAUUUCAUGUUAUAUGUUUGCAUUCUGUAUUAGUUUCCCAGAGAUGUUUUAAGUACCACAAACUGGGUGACUUAAAACAACAGACACUUAUUUGCUUGCAGUUCUAGAGCCUAGAAGUCUGAAACCAAGAUGUUGGCAGGACCCUGCUCUCUGUGAGGCCUACAGAGAAGAAUCCUUCCUUGUUCCUUCAAGCUUCUGGGGGCUGCCACCAAUCCUUGGCUUGCAGAUGAAUCACUUUAACCUCUGCCUCCAUAUUCACAUGGCCUUCUCAGUGUCUGUGACUUCACAUAAUCUUCCUUCUGUGCUGUGUCCAAAUUUCUCUUCUAAGGACACCAAUCAUUGGAUUAGGGUCCACCCCAAUGACCCCAUCUUGAGUACAUCAGCAAGAUGCCAUUUCAAGAUCAGGUCACAUUUGCAGGUAUUGGGGUUUAGGAUUUUGACAUCUUUUUGGGGGAUACAAUUCAACCUACAACACACUUUCUGCUUUCUCUUGUAAAAUGACUAGGCACUAGGUUAGUAAUCCACAUUCUGGGGUUCUUAGGAUUUUAGGUAUUCCCAAA